AACUAUUUUGUCAAAAUAAAGCAGCAAAAAAAAAAAGAAAAAGGGCAGAGCAGCUUCGGAAUACGUAAACAGUAAAAUAUCAAUAGUGGCACGAUAUCAAUAGCGGGUGUGAUCUACCACCGGAAAGCAAGUCCGUGGCAUAUGGCCUUCAGCAACCCGGCCCUCGUCGCAAAGCGUAUCUGCGAGCGAAGGUGGGUUUCCUAUUGCCCUUCCGAGCUGUCCGGUGAAAACGUGCGAAGAUGUCGUUCAAAGAGCUGGUAGAGCCGGAAUGUGGCGGAGCGAAUCCGCUGAUGAACCUGGGCCGGCAGGUGCGGAAGGACGUGGCGCUGCAGGAUGAAGGGUUGGCCGGCGGUCGAAGCUCCUUUGCCGGUGGCGACCGUGAGCUGGUGAACGAGUUCAUGGGCCAGAUCGCACCGGUACCGCAAACCUUCCGCAUGAACGAGCUGCUUCAGGAGAUGCGGGAAAUCGAUGCCCAAAACCACCGGCAGCAGCAGAUCGUUGGUGCGGGCCGUUCGAUCGAGUUUGCGCCCGGAGAUGCCGCUUGGGCGGAUCAGUUUCGAGGCGAAAUGAUGGUGGAAAGCAAACUGUCGAGCGUUUGGUCGCAAUCCAACAUGGCACCGAUUCAGACCAAUACCGCACACCCGUUACAGCGCCCGGCCAACCAGGAGUUUCUCAAUUCGUACGAAAGAAAUCAAAUGCCCUCGGUGCGAAUGGCGGCCAAUGAAAUGAUGUACCAGUCCAUGGCGGGACAGCAAAUGAUGGGCAAUCCAAACUUACAGCAGAGUCAGUUUGUGCGAUUUAUGAACAACGUCAGUACGGGGAACGUACUAAUUAACGACGGCCAAGUGUCCAGCAGCGUGUGGGAGAACCGGUUCGAUGAACUCGAGGCAAGCUCAUCGAAGGGCAAGCAGGAGCAGCAAGAGCAAAAGGUGCAAGAGCAAGCACAGAAGCCGGAGGACGAUUGGGCCAAGGCGUUCGAGGCGGAAAAGCAGGAGCAGGACGAAGCGUCCGACUCCUACAACAAGCAGUUCUGGGAGCGCCUGCAGGACGAGUGGCGUACGCUGGCGGAGGGCGAGGGCAAGCAUCCGUGGCUGUCCGAGUUUAACGACUUUUACGAUCCCUUCAAGGAGUACAAGUUCGACGAGGAAAAUCCGAUGGCGGACGUGGAGAAUGCGUUCGAGAAGGGGAAAGCCUUCCUGGCGCAGGGUGACAUCCCGAGCGCCGUCCUGUGCUUCGAGUCGGCCGUCAAGCAGGAUCCCGAGAAUCCGGAAAUCUGGGAACAGCUCGGCUUUGCGCAGGCGGAAAACGAAAAGGACCCGAACGCGAUUGCCGCGUUCAACAAGGCGCUUUCCUUCAAUCCCAACAACAUGCCCGUGCUGAUGGCGCUGGCCAUUUCGUACACGAACGAGGUGCUCCAAAACCAAGCGCUCCGGAUGCUGAUACGCUGGAUGAAGUGCAAUCCGAAGUACGAGCAGCUGGUGCCGCCGGAAAUGCUGCAGGCGCAGGAGUCACCCGUGGCCAGCUCGUUCAUGGGCGGGCCGAAGCUGCAGGACGUGCAGGAGCUGUUCAUCAAGGCGGUGCAGCAGUCGCCAACGGAGAUCGACGCGGACAUACAGGAAGCGCUGGGCGUGCUGUUCAAUCUGUCCUCCGAGUACGACAAGGCGGUCGACUGCUUCCAGGCCGUGCUGCAGGUACGGCCGGACAGCUCGAAAGCCUGGAACCGGCUCGGUGCUAGCUUAGCCAACGGUAAUCGUUCGCUGGAAGCGGUCACCGCUUACCAGCGGGCGCUCGACAUCCAGCCCGGGUUUAUCCGCGCACGGUUCAACGUAGGCAUUAUUUGCGUCAAUCUGAAGGCGUACAAGGAAGCGGCCGAGCAUCUGCUGACGGCCCUGAACCUCCAGGCUACCUCGGCGACCCGGUCCGGGUUGAAGGUUAACUCAAUGUCGCAGCAGAUGUCGAGCGCGAUCUGGACGCUGCUGCGCAUGGUGCUGUCGCUGAUGAGCCGGCAGGACCUGCAUACUGCCAUCGACAACCGCGACCUGGAGGUGCUGAACCGCGAGUUUCCAAUGAGCAACGACUAACAAUGGACGGGUAACUGCGGUCGCGGGUACCGAUUACUGGGCGCGAAACGUAGUUUAGCGUAAAACGGUUGAUAUUUAGAGGUGCGCACCUUGGGCAGCUUGCGCCUGCUGGCCGGCUUGCGGGUGAAGGGGUUUAAGGGUGAAACUAGCAUAAGGGCACAAUUCGACGCAGGGAUAGCGAACUUUGGGUAGCGAGCAAAAGCAAAAGCGUUUUUUUUAAUUUGUGGUUUUUAAGGAGGGGUUUUCUUUGUUUUUUAUUUUGUUUUGCGUUGUUCUAGCAGAAUUUAGAAGACAAAAAUCGAAAAUGCAGCAAAAGUGUUAACCUCGUACAAACGUGAACAUCGUAGGAAAGGGAAGGGGGAUUUGUUAUAAACGUACCUAAGCAUAAAAAAGUGCAUUCGAGAGAAAAAAGAGUAUGGGAGUUAAAAAUUACAAACGAGUGAUAACACAUACACGCUAAAGCGUCGACGGAAUAAUGUCGCAAACUAUAACAACUAGAUAAAUAUAUAAAAAGCAGGUAAAAUAUCUGGUUGAGCAAU
Molecule: messenger RNA, 2620 nt
Organism: Anopheles merus
Lineage: Eukaryota; Metazoa; Arthropoda; Insecta; Diptera; Culicidae
Gene: Pex5
Product: peroxisomal targeting signal 1 receptor
Exons: 4
Coding region: 240-2081 (613 amino acids)
Biological process (GO): protein import into peroxisome matrix, docking
Cellular component (GO): cytosol; peroxisomal membrane
Molecular function (GO): protein binding
Source: RefSeq, a predicted model, not a curated record